Messenger RNA from Glycine soja, 639 nucleotides. Its product is annotated as arabinogalactan protein 41-like. The transcript is spliced from 2 exons. Bases 146 to 361 code for a protein of 71 amino acids. NCBI's taxonomy places the organism in Eukaryota, Viridiplantae, Streptophyta, Magnoliopsida, Fabales, Fabaceae. The record is from RefSeq and is a predicted model, not a curated record.
UCCCACGCAUACGCCACGCACAACACAACACAAUUCUCAGCUUCUUCAGCGUUCUUUUUUUUUUCUCUCUCUCUCUCUUCCUUACGCACCCAAGAGAGAGAAGGAGAAAGAGAAUCGAUCGACGCUGCUAGAGAAGUAGAAGAAGAUGGCGGGUGGUGCUCCCAAACAAUUGUUCGGAUUCGGAGUUGUGGCGUUGCUUGCCACUCUCAUUCUUCCUCUCUUUAUGCCCGCCGCUGUUCAGGCUCAAUCCGCAGCCCCUGCACCUGCCCCUACUAGCGACGGGUCCUCCCUUGAUCAAGGGAUAGCUUAUGUGUUGAUGUUGCUGGCUCUGGUACUCACAUACAUCAUCCACUCGGCCUAAAUUUCCUCCACCUUCUGAACUUAUAGAGCAGAAAAGGGUUAUGGGUGUUUGAAGGGGGUGUUGUGUUUGUUAUGAUUAACAAGUUUCGUACAUUGUGUAGCAAGCAGUGGGAAAUGUAAUAUUGCUAAUACUUAUGUUAGAAGAGUAGGUGUUAUGUUUAUUUUCCCAGUUAAUAAAGCGGUCUGUGCCAUUUAGUGGCUAGUGGUUGUGGUCAGUACCUGGUUACAGAGAUUGCCAAUGCAUUUCUUUUAAUAAUAAUUAUCUUGCUUUUGGCAUAA